AUGGAGGUGAUGACAUCACAGCCUAAAUCAUUUGCACCCAAAGACUUUCAGACGGACUUAAUGAGCUGUUGUGAUGACAUGAGUGUGUGUUGUUGUGGCAUCUUCUGCCUCCCCUGUUUGGGCUGUUCCAUUGCUAAGGACAUGAAUGAGUGCUGUGCAUGUGGUUUAGGCAUGCCGAUCAGAAGUGUAUACCGUACUAAAUACAACAUCCCGGGUUCCAUGUGUAAUGACUUUAUCGUCACUUACUUCUGCUCGUGUUGUGCGACCUGUCAGCUGAAGAGAGACAUUGACAUUAGGAAGCGAAAUGGAGAAUUCUGA
Messenger RNA from Xyrauchen texanus (razorback sucker), 318 nucleotides. Its product is annotated as placenta-specific gene 8 protein-like. Gene Ontology annotation, biological process: positive regulation of transcription by RNA polymerase II. The transcript is spliced from 3 exons. The record is from RefSeq and is a predicted model, not a curated record. Lineage: Eukaryota; Metazoa; Chordata; Actinopteri; Cypriniformes; Catostomidae. Bases 1 to 318 code for a protein of 105 amino acids.